AUGGGAGUCAUUGAAAGGUUUGUAGGAGUUCAACAUGUUCCCGACACCACUUCAAACACACUAAAGGAGUCUAUUGAUGCCUUCAUUCAUUUCAAUGAGUUGAGCUUCUCCAAUUUACGAGGGCAAGGUUAUGAUAGUGCUAGUAAUAUGAAAGGACGAGGCUUAAAUCAAGAAACUAGUCUCAAACGUGCCGGAGCUACAAGAUGGAAUUCACAUUAUGGGACUUUGAUUAGUUUGAUUACUGUGUUCUCAUCUGUGGUCAAUGUGCUUGAAAUGAUUGUUGAUGAUAAUACCAAUGAUAGUGUGGCUGAAGCAAAUAGGUUAUUGAAAGACAUACAAUCUUUUCAGUUUAUGUUUCUCCUAUUUUUGAUGAAAUCUAUAUUGGGAAUCACGAAUGAGGAAUGA
This is a messenger RNA of Malus domestica (apple), 405 nucleotides long. RefSeq lists its product as uncharacterized. The record is from RefSeq and is a predicted model, not a curated record. NCBI's taxonomy places the organism in Eukaryota, Viridiplantae, Streptophyta, Magnoliopsida, Rosales, Rosaceae.